CUCUUCACAUUUCUUUAGAUUUCCCCUUCUCCCUCUCCAAAAUUCCAGUUCCUCCAAAAUCAUGGCCUCCCCAACACUCAUAACCCCUUGUACUUCCAAAUCUCAAACUCCCUUCAUACCCCUCAAACCCAAAUCCACCAUUUCCGCCGCCGCGACAGCCACCACCGUCCGCCGCCGCGACUUCCUUUCUUUGACGGCUUCUGUUCUAGCUCCAUCAUGGGUUCUGUUCCCUCAAUCGCCGGCACUGGCGUCUUCUGACGACGAGUACGUGAAGGACACGAGCGAAGUGAUAGGGAAGGUGAGAAUGACGAUCACAAUGGACAGAAACGACCCGAAUGUGGCAGCGGCAGUGGCGGAGCUUCGGGAAAGUUCGAAUUUUUGGGUGGCUAAGUACAGGAAGGAGAAAGCUCUGUUGGGAAGAGCUUCGUUUAGGGAUAUGUAUUCGGCAUUGAAUGCGGUGUCGGGACAUUAUAUUAGCUUUGGGCCGACGGCACCGAUUCCGGCGAAGAGGAAGGCAAGGAUUUUGGAAGAGAUGGACACUGCAGAGAAAGCUCUGUUAAGAGGGAGAUGAAAAUUACGUGAGGCAUUUUUCAUUCUUUUUCACUUUGUAUUUUUUUUUUUUUCUUCCUAAGUAUUGGAAUUUAAUGUUUAUGGGUUAUGUAAGUAUAGAAUAUGGGGAUUCACAAUUUGUGAAUUUACAAGAGGGAAAUAUUCUAAACUUCGGUGAUAAAUGCUUCAAGAUAAAUACAUUCUUGAGACUUUCUCGUAAUAUUUGAUCU
Benincasa hispida (wax gourd) is the source of this 779-nucleotide messenger RNA. It is a transcript of the gene PSB27, whose product is annotated as photosystem II family protein. Lineage: Eukaryota; Viridiplantae; Streptophyta; Magnoliopsida; Cucurbitales; Cucurbitaceae. Gene Ontology annotation, cellular component: photosystem II; chloroplast thylakoid lumen. Gene Ontology annotation, biological process: photosystem II assembly; photosystem II repair. The record is from RefSeq and is a predicted model, not a curated record.